GAAAUGUAAAAUGUCUUUUGACUUAAAUCAUAAGUACUGGGUCUCUACCCGAAAAGAAAUUUCCCAGCUUCUCAAGAAACAAAAUCGCCUGAAGAAAAUUGAGCCGCCCGAGGAUAAGGCCAUAUCAUUUAAAAUAUUCUCGGAACUAUACGUAUUGUACGUUGAACUGGUUAAUAAAUUAACCUUCAUUUACCACAAUACGUUCCAAGUACAAAAACGAGCGGUGGUACGCACUUUGGUCGAAAGUGCUACGCAGCAGUUAAUGAAACUUAAGGAUGAGCUGAAAGAUCUGGAGAUGAGCGAAUAUGUAUACAUAGACAAGGCAUUGAUCGCGCGGAAGCUGACGCCCCGCGACCUAGUUAUAUGGAGAUCCCCACAGUUCCUAUACCGAAGGCCCUUGGAAGUUCAAAAUAUACUUGCCGAAAACAAAUUGUACAUGAAUGAUGAGGAAAGAGAGGUGAAGGCUGCCAAGGAUUGGGUGCCUGUGACUGAAGCUGUGAAACUAAUUCAGGCACAAGAAAGGGCCCGUCGUGCACGCGUGUAUAAGGCCAACAUCAAGUAUGAUAAGAAGUUUCUGAAGGUCUACCAAAGAAGCAAAAUCAAUUAUAAAUUCACUUUCAAACCUGAUCAAGCUAUGAGUAUUCCUGUCAAGAGGACAAUUUUUUCAGCAGAUUUCAUCAAGUCCGACGAAUCCUGUGAAGACUUACGAAGAAGGGAUGAUGCGGCAGAUGGUGCAAUGGAAGAUGAAGAAAAUCUAAAUAUACUGCGGAAUAAUGCUGCCUGCAAAAUCCAAAGCCUGUGGAGGGGAUACAAGACGAGGAAAUUUGUUGAAAUAAAGAAGAGGUUUAAAGAAGAACUAUACGGCAUGAAAAAGGUCAGAAAACUGAAACGACCAAACCACAAAGAAAACGAAAUUGAGGAUAUGUACAAGAAGGAGAUGCUUAAAAAGAAGCUGGAUGAGGAUUUUAUUAAAUUGAUCAAUGAUGAGCGUACGCGAAUCCUCCAGGUCCGUUGCCCAUGGAUGAUGGAAGACAUAUCUGACCAUAUUCGAGCCUGGUUUAAGGAAUUCUAUGACAAGACACAAGACUUUCACCCGUAUCCCCCUCCAGUAAAACAAGGAACCGUAUUAGUUGUCAUCGACGAAACAAUGGACCCAAUAGAGUUUCAGCAAUCCCUUGGCAAAAAGCCGAUGACCAAGGAAGAAAAAAAGAAGAAACGAGAAAAAGAAAAACAGGAUCAACGGAAAAAGAAGGCAAAGCUUAAAUUAAUGUUAAUGAAAGAGGCCAAGCGCAGAAAGAAACUAAGAGAUCAAGGAGUUAUUGAUAUUGGCUAUGAGUUAGCUUCAAGCCAGCCAAUAAUAAAUAUGGAAGAAACAAUGGAAACAUUUGCGAAAGACUGGAGAGAUGUUGACGAAUACCUUAACAAGAAUCAUGAUCCAAUCGUAGAAUGGGUUAAAGAGGAGCAGCUGGCAAAAAUACACCAGGAAGUUAGAGGAUUGGUCGAUGAGUAUAUGAGGGUAGAAUAUGAACUGCUUCGCGAAGCUUUGGCUAAAGAUAAAAAUGAAAAAUAUAAACGUCAAAAAGUCAAGUAUCCUAAAGAGAAAAAAAAGAAGAAAAAGAGGGUGCCCAAAGAUAUGACGGCUGAUAGGACUCUGGAAUCCUUGUUCCAAGAGUUAAAAGACGAAGGAAUCAUUGAAGAUGUUGCUCGAAAAGACUUCGAUGAAUUUAUUGCGGACUUUAACUUUGUGGCAGAUGACACACGUGACGCAGAUGGUUUGACUACAUUGGGUCCAGCCAAAGGUGACAUUAAAAUGGUCAUUCAAGAGUCAAUGUUGGGAAUGGGCGAAUUCGACAUUCCCAAACCAAAGUCAAUUUUAUUGAUCGGACCUCUAAAUAGCGGAAAGAAAUUAUUGUGUCAAAUUAUAGCAUCGGAACUGAACGCAGUUUUUAUGAAUCUCAGUCCCGAAAAAACAUACAAAUAUGCUGAUGAUCUAAAAUAUUUCCUGCAUGUUAUCACGAAAGUUGCAAAGGCUUUUCAGCCUACUAUCCUGUAUAUCGAGGAGGCACAUCGCGUAUUUUGGAAGAAAGUUCCGCCUGAAUCCCGAGCCAUUAUGCCCAAACUCCUCGGGUCCUCCUUAAAUAAAAAAAUUUUAAAACCUUUAAAGAAACAAGAUAAAAUCGUACUCAUCGGGACGAGCAACAUGCCCUGGGCGGCCGCCGGAGGCAUUAAAAAAGCGUUCCAAAAGGUCUUGCUAAUACCAAAGUGCGACUAUGGCACUAGCUUCCUGCUCUGGCUAGAACUGAUGACUGAGAACGCACCAGAAGACAUGAAGGAAUACGCAUAUUCCGCACUGGCGAGAGUCUUGCAGGCAUAUACCUCUGGCGACAUUACUGAGAAUGUAAAGGAGACACUAAAUGUCGAGCGUAAGAUGCGACUUAAAACUGAAGCAUUAGAUCCCCACGAGUUCCUGGAAUAUUACCUAUCCAAAAAUGAUCCGCCCAUAUUUCCUCCAGAACAGAAGCUCAUGGAUAAGUUUAACAAAUGGUUUGGCAAAUCCAACAGUCUACAAAAAGCGAGAAAUAAAUUUAACGCUGCUAAGUUAGCGAAAGCUAAAAAGAAAUAAAUGUAAUGAUUUAUUUAAAA
Drosophila serrata is the source of this 2643-nucleotide messenger RNA. Its product is annotated as dynein regulatory complex subunit 11. The record is from RefSeq and is a predicted model, not a curated record. Gene Ontology annotation, molecular function: protein binding; ATP binding; ATP hydrolysis activity. Lineage: Eukaryota; Metazoa; Arthropoda; Insecta; Diptera; Drosophilidae.